GAGAGCGAGCGAGAGAGAAAAUCAAUCGGUUUAGAAGGUUUGGACUCACUUGACAGGUUCAGUUGGAGGCGACCAUAGGUGGCUGCUGUGACAAAGGGAAAUUGUGCUUUUCCAGCAUGCUAACUGACCCUGAUUUACCUCAGGAGUUUGAAAGGAUGUCUUCCAAGCGACCAGCCUCUCCGUAUGGGGAAGCAGAUGGAGAGGUAGCCAUGGUGACAAGCAGACAGAAAGUGGGAGAAGAGGAGAGUGACGGGCUCCCAGCCUUUCACCUUCCCUUGCAUGUGAGUUUUCCCAACAAGCCUCACUCUGAGGAAUUUCAGCCAGUUUCUCUGCUGACGCAGGAGAACUGUGGCCAUAGGACUCCCACUUCCCAGCACAACACAAUGGAAGUUGAUGGCAAUAAAGUGAUGUCUUCGUUUGCCCCGCACAACUCAUCUACCUCACCCCUGAAGGCAGAAGAAGGUGGGCGCCAGGGCGGGGAGUCCCUGUCCGGCGCGGCGCUGGGCACCCCCGAGCGGCGCAAGGGCAGCCUGGCAGAUGUCGUGGACACCCUCAAGCAAAGGAAAAUGGAAGAGCUCAUCAAAAACGAGCCAGAAGAAACUCCCAGUAUUGAAAAGCUACUAUCAAAGGACUGGAAAGACAAGCUUCUUGCCAUGGGAUCAGGGAACUUUGGAGAAAUAAAAGGGACUCCAGAAAGCCUGGCUGAGAAGGAGAGGCAGCUCAUGGGCAUGAUCAACCAGCUGACCAGCCUGAGGGAGCAGCUGCUGGCAGCCCACGACGAGCAGAAGAAGCUGGCAGCGUCUCAGAUCGAGAAGCAGCGGCAGCAGAUGGAGCUGGCCAAGCAGCAGCAGGAGCAGAUUGCGAGACAGCAGCAGCAACUUCUGCAGCAGCAGCACAAAAUUAACCUUCUUCAGCAGCAGAUCCAGCAGGUCCAGGGUCAGCUGCCUCCUCUGAUGAUCCCCGUGUUCCCCCCAGACCAGCGAACCCUAGCAGCAGCUGCCCAGCAAGGAUUCCUCCUUCCUCCUGGCUUCAGCUACAAGGCGGGCUGCAGUGACCCCUACCCCGUUCAGCUGAUCCCAACUACCAUGGCAGCUGCUGCCGCAGCAUCGCCGGGCUUAGGCCCUCUCCAGCUGCAGCAGUUGUAUGCUGCCCAGCUGGCUGCCAUGCAGGUGUCUCCUGGAGGCAAGAUCCCUGGCAUUGCCCAGGGGAGCCUUGGUGCUGCCGUGUCCCCCACCAGCAUCCACACAGACAAGAGCACAACCAGCCCUCCUCCCAAGAGCAAGGAUGAAGUGGCCCAGCCUCUGAACCUUUCAGCCAAACCCAAGACAUCUGAUGGCAAAUCUCCCACGUCCCCCACCUCUCCUCACAUGCCAGCUCUGAGAAUAAACAGUGGGGCCAGUUCACUAAAGUCCUCUGUGCCAGCAACACUAGCGAGUCCUUCAGCCAGAGCCAACACAAUAGGUUAUCUAAAUGACCACGAUGCUGUCACCAAGGCCAUCCAGGAGGCCCGGCAGAUGAAGGAGCAGCUACGGAGGGAGCAGCAGGUGCUGGAUGGGAAGGUGGCCGUGGUCAACAGCCUGGGUCUCAAUAACUGCAGGACAGAAAAAGACAAAACAACACUGGAGACCCUGACCCAGCAGCUGGCAGUAAAGCAGAGUGAAGAUGGGAAGUUCAGCCACGCAAUGAUGGAUUUCAACAUGAGUGGAGAUUCUGAUGGGAGCGCGGGGGUCUCGGAGUCGCGGAUCUACCGGGAGUCGCGCGGGCGCGGCAGCAACGAGCCGCACAUCAAGCGCCCCAUGAACGCCUUCAUGGUGUGGGCCAAGGACGAGCGCAGGAAGAUCCUGCAGGCCUUCCCCGACAUGCACAACUCCAACAUCAGCAAGAUCCUAGGAUCUCGCUGGAAAGCUAUGACCAACCUAGAGAAGCAGCCAUACUACGAGGAGCAGGCCCGGCUGAGCAAGCAGCACCUGGAGAAGUACCCAGACUACAAGUACAAGCCCCGGCCCAAGCGCACGUGCCUGGUGGACGGCAAGAAGCUGCGCAUCGGCGAGUACAAGGCCAUCAUGCGCAACCGGCGCCAGGAGAUGAGGCAGUACUUCAACGUCGGGCAACAGGCGCAGCUGCCGCUGGCCACGGCGGGCGUGGUGUACCCGGGAGCCAUCGCCAUGGCGGGCAUGCCCUCGCCCCACCUGCCCUCGGAGCACUCGAGCGUGUCCAGCAGCCCCGAGCCCGGCCUGCCCGCGCUGCCCGGCGCCUACGGGCCCAAGGGCGACGAGCCGCUCGUCAAGGAGGAGCUGCAGCCCGACGAGGCCAACGGCGACGUCUACGACGACUACGACGAGGAGGAGGAGGACCCCGAUGCAGACUAUGGCAGUGACAGUGAAAACCACAUGGCGGGCCAGGCCAACUGAUCGGGGCCGCCGCUCGCACGCGGGACUGCGAGGAGGAAAGGAAACACAUCGAUCAAUAAAGCCCCAGCUGGUUGAUCCUUGCCAGUGGCCAAGCACAUUAACUUUCUCAUACACUGACUGUUACUUUAACUGUUAGUCUUAACUAGUUGGGACAUCAGCUGACUAAUAGACAUCAGCCUGCAACAGAAGACAAAAGGCUCAGAAGAAAGGAAACAAAGACGACGACGACAACAACAGAAUGAUAUAAGCUAUGGGUAAAAUAAUGCCAGUAAUUCAGCUGCUAUACCCAAGCACUGAAGUCUUACCCGUUGACCUUUUAUUAUUAUUAUUUUUUUUUCAAAUAAACUUUAUGGCUGUUUGUUCUACAAUGUUCUAGAAAUUCUCACUCAGGUACACAGUGCCAACAAGUGGCUUGUGAAUGUGUUUUGUUGUUUUGUGCUACAGUUUAAAGAGAAAUAAUUUUUUUUUUUUUUUUGGUAAUGCACCUGACAGGAAAAAAAAAGAUAAAAUUCCUUUUAACCCCCUCUGUCUCCUCUUCCUCUUCCUCUUCUUCCUCUUCCUCCUCCUCCUCUCCCUGUCAAAUCUGGGUCAGAAGUGUGUGUGUGUGCGUGCCUGUGCGCGUGGCUGGCAAGGAAGGAAGUGGGGAGUCUUUCUGUUAACCCCAACGAGCAUUUCCUUUCAAGAGAGGACUUCUCUUCAUCAGUUGCACACCAUACUGAGUCUUUGAGCAAGUGCCAAAUUUGUACUAAAGCGCUGAACUAGUCCAAUUUGCUUUUUUUAGGUUGGUCACUUCUUGUUUUGUUUUCCUUUGGCUUUUCAUUUGCUUCUUGCUCUGUCUUAAGUUAGGACAGUAUUAUAUCUUAGACAAUCCCUUGAAGAACCUGAUAUACCAGCAGCUGGUGAGAUUAGACAUAUAUUUUUGCUUUUGCUUUUGCUUUUUAAAGGAAACUGUAGGUGCUGUUCUCAGGUGAAAAAAAAAAAAGAGAGAGAGACAUAAGAAAUUUAGAGAAAAAAUAUUUUAUGGUCUUGGAUUUUCAUGUGUGCGUGUUUAUGGUACUAAUAAGAAUAAUCUUGGACUAUCGUGAGCAAAAAACAUGUUCCAGAAUGAAGUACUGCACCCUCCAAGGGACUUGGUCUGUAAGAAACCUUUACUUUUAGUUUGCACUUCAAGUGGCAGCAUCAACAACAUAAAAGGCUUGUCCAGAAUGGGGUUUGUUCUGCACGGGACACAGCAACUGCAAAUGUUACCAAGUGCUGAGCUUAAUUGAGGUGCCCCCAGCCAGGCCCAGUUCUGAUGAACUCGUCCCUUCAGGGUGCCUGAGUACUGAUUUCUGAUUCAAAAGGCAAUUUUUUUCCCCACUGACUUCUUUUACCAGUGGGGCAUUUGCAUGGGAAGGAGGGCUGAUGGCUGUGAGGAGAUUCCCAAAUCCAGGUGGGGUUACAGGAGGUCAGCCCUGUGCAGAGCUGAGCUUCCCUCGCUGCUGCCUCUCUCUCACAGCUCAUCAUUCUCACAGCUGAUCAUUCUCUGUGCUAGACUGUUCCCAGCCUUGCUGUGGAGCUCUCCCACUGCCUGGGCAGCUCUGCCUCCCUCGGGCAGCCCAGCGUGAGGAGGGCUCUGGGGCUGCUCCGUGCCCUGCAGAGGAAGCCCUUGGCAUCGUGCUGAGGCUGCCCCUUCCUCUGAACUCUUCCUGCAGCUGAGGAUGCCAACUUCGUGUUGCUUCCCAGUGAAUUCCCGUCCCAUUGGGAGCUGCCCUGCUGCUGCUCUCCCCCCUAAGUUGUGCAUUUAGCCCUCAGUGGCAGUGAGACCCCAGCCAGCACUCACAGAACCCUGCUCAGCUCUGCCUGCCAGCCCUGAUUGUGCAGGCAGUCCCUCCAGCAGGCAAAGUCAGCCCUUGGUGCCAGGUGCAGGACCAUGACCAGGACAGGGGGCAGGGGGAAUGCCUUUCUUUGCCUCUGGAAUUCCCACUUGAAGUGUAACCUGACCUCUGCAGACCUGUGCAAAGCAAAAAGCAAAUGCCAUCCAACACUUAGGACAAUACUCCCAUGUUUGGGCACGUGACAGUUGCACCCUGCUACAUCUCCUUUCUUUUUCUCUCUUUUCCCCGUUUGGAUUUCCCCCUCUGCUUUGAAAAAUUCUUUUCUAUUUUCUCUCUCUCAGAAGAUUUGCUCUGAAAUUAUGCUUGGAGUAGCUGAUCAUAUCCUCCGUGUCAGAGAGGGUUCUUUUUUGUUUGUAUUUUAUGACUGUGUUGGGGUUUUUUUUUUUUUCAGUUGAACUGCCUCUUCUUGCUAGUGUUGAAUGGUAAUUAUAAUAAUAAUAAUAAUGGUCAGCUGUUCCCAGAUUAGUAAAUUAUGUAUAAUUUAUUUACACCCCCCCUUUUUUAACUUUAUUUUAUUCUGUUCUAAUUUGGCAGUGCAGCAAAUGAAGCUGUUAGGCUAUUUAAAAUGGAUACCCCUCCCCACCUUACCUUUUUAUAUAUAUAUAAAUAUAUAUAUAUACAUAUGAAAACAAAUCGCUUCUUCCUCUGCUCACACCAUUUCUCUUUCUUUUAUUUUAAUUUUGGCCCCAGCCAUGUCAACUUCUGAUGUUUAUUAUGAUGGAGUGAAUUAAUGGGAGUGUUGUUUUCAAUCUUAAUUAACUUCUGCUCUCUCAUCACUCAUUUUAGUUAUUUAAUUACACCAGUCAUCUAGAGCCAAUUCUUUUGAAGCACUCUGUUUGGAUAAGAAGGAAGAAAAAAGAAAUAGACAAUUGUUUUUAUAUCAUUACUAUGUACAAUGUGAAAACAGAUAUUUGCUCCUUUUUAUUUUAUUUUUUUUUUAACUUUCAAAUUUGUUCCCUGUCUUUGUGAACAAAUUACUUCUGACUCUUGUGGGUUCACCUCACGUUUGCUGGAUGCUUGAUCUCCACCACAGCUGAGAGACUCUCUGGUUUAAUUGUGCCACUCUGGCCCACCAGGAUACUUUGUUUUAGCUCCAGGUAGGUGCCAGGGGGGCUUGGAGCAAGCCCUGGGCUGGCACAGCUCGGUGGGCAGGGGCCCUUGGGCUUCAGUGGGACCAAGCUCCAGCCUGAAUCCCCUGGGGGAGCCUGGGGGGCACCAGGGGUGGGCACUGCCUGCUGUCCCUGGCACAGUGGGGCAGUGCCUGCUGUCCCCAGCCUGGUGUCCCUGGGCUCCAGGGAUGGGCAGUACAUGGUGUCCCCGUGCUGGUGUCCCCAGCCUGGUGUCCCUGGCACAGUGGGGCAGUGCCUGGUGUGCCCAGCCUGGUGUCCCUGGCACAGUGGGGCAGUGCCUGGUGUGCCCAGCCUGGUGUCCCUGGCACAGUGGGGCAGUGCCUGCUGUCCCCAGCCUGGUGUCCCUGGGCUCCAGGGAUGGGCAGUACAUGGUGUCCCCAUCCUGGUGUGCCCAGCCUGGUGUCCCUGGCACAGGGGGUCAGACAAAGCCCUCCCAGCUCCCCCCCUGCCCAGGCAGGGUGGCAGCUCCAUGCAGGUUCCCUUGGAGAGGCUGUGCCCAGCCUGCCCUUCCCUGGGGCUGAGGGAACGGGCUGCUGUAGCACUGUCCCCUCCUCCACCUUGGGGAUGCUGAAACUGAUGCAGAAAUGUUGAAAAGGAAAAAAAAAGAGGCCAAAAGAUGAAGACAUAAAUGUUUCAAAGAUGGCUCUGGGGUUCCAAACCAGCAAAAUGCUUCAUGCCCGUGCUAAUGUUUGCUGAGGUCCAAGGAUGAGCACCCACAUAUCCUUCAGCAGCUGAAGACCAGAUUUGAAAAUAGGGUACUGUUUGUCCCUCUUGAGUUUUCUGGGGAAAGAAAACCUAAAAAACAAAAAAAGCAAAAUAUGCAUUCAUAAAAAUUACCUUCUUGUCUUGUUCCUUUUUUUUUUUUUUUUUUUUUCCUGGGCUCUGUGCCCCGGAGCAGGUAGAAAAACCAGGUUAGAAAGGAUCAGGAUUUAUUGACCUCGCAGCUCCUGGAGGCCCUGAUGCCAGGGUGGGCUCUGUUCCUCUCUUCCCUGGAAGCUGGCGAGGCAGGAUGCUCCUGGGGGCUGCCUGGGGGGGUCAGGCACCUCCUCCUGGAUGGGGGAAGGCACCAUGCAUCUUGGGAGCUUGGGAAGGAGCAUCUCCAGCAGUGGGGAAAAGGGGAAAAGAAAGGAAAAAAACUGAGGCACUUGCUUCUAAGCUCAAUUAAAUAACACAGAGAAUAUCCUUUUUUCCAUUUAUUCAUGCCUUAUAUUAGUAAAAUAGGAUUUUUAAGUGCAUUUAACAUCUUUAUCUAACCGUUCCGCUGUAUUAAUCAGGCCCCCAGAAAAGAACACUAGCUAUUAUUAUAGCAUUUAAUUAGUUUUGUAACCAAAUCCUCUUAUUAUGAAUGCACAUGGAAGAAAUUCUUUCUUCGAAGACAUUAUUUCAAAGAUUUGGUUACUGCAGUAGACUGCCUUUAAUUAAAUCAUUUUUUAGAAAGUAAAUUGUCUUUAACCUUUUUACAGCACAUUUUCAGAGCUUUUUCUUUUUAAUCCAAAGAGCUGAGCUGUUAUUGUCCCCGAAGAAGCCUCUGACAUCCCGUUUGUAACAUCAGCAGUAAUUCCACUCCGUGGACGUGUAGGUCUGAGCAGGAAUUCCUCUGCUGCCAGGAGAGGCAGCUGUGGGGCAGCAGGGCAGGUGUGUGGCACAGGAACCUUCUUUGUCUGACCACUUCUGGUGGGACCAUCCCUCCGUUCUGCAGAGAACUCUGUCCUCCACCCCGUGUGGAUUCAAGUGUAUCCUCAAUUCACAGGGCAUGGGCUGUCUGUUUAGCUUGGUUUAUAUUUACAUUUUUUCGACUUUAUCUUAACUUGUCAGUUUCCCAGAUUGAAGAACGUGUCAAGUUCGUUUUUUCUACUGACUGAUUUCUCUACUCCCCAGUGUUUUUUGUCACUGGUUUGCUGAAACAGUAUUUAUAUAGCUCCAUUGGCUCUAAAGCUCUUACUCCUUCUAACGUUUUGGAUUUUACAAGUGAAAUGAAAAUAGAAAAGAAAUAGAGACAAUCAAAUGCCUGGAGCUUAAAACAAAGUAUGUGCAACCUACCAUCUCACUUGAAAUUUAAUAAAAGAAAUAAUUAUGUAAAUAUAACAUAGAGUUAUAGAUUUAUAUUUUGUUCAUAACACAUAGUGUAAUAUAAGUUGUAUAUUUUCAUGUUUUGGUUUUAUGUUAUCAUUCAUGCCACAAUAAAUGAAAAAAACCAGGAGUUGAUGUACUCUUUAAAAAAAAUACGAUGUGGAUUGCCACCAUCCUGGGUUUUUGGUUUUGGUUUUUGGGUUUUUUGUUUCUUUUGCAUUCCCCUUUUUCAGUAUUACUGCCCUGCAAGGCACCAAUAAAACAGCAAAUG
Messenger RNA from Serinus canaria (Common canary), 7759 nucleotides. RefSeq names its product SRY-box transcription factor 5 (gene SOX5). Gene Ontology annotation, biological process: regulation of transcription by RNA polymerase II; positive regulation of chondrocyte differentiation; cell fate commitment. The record is from RefSeq and is a predicted model, not a curated record. The coding region runs from base 117 to 2411 and encodes 764 amino acids. Lineage: Eukaryota; Metazoa; Chordata; Aves; Passeriformes; Fringillidae. Gene Ontology annotation, molecular function: RNA polymerase II cis-regulatory region sequence-specific DNA binding; DNA-binding transcription factor activity, RNA polymerase II-specific. Gene Ontology annotation, cellular component: nucleus. The transcript has 15 exons.